Homo sapiens (human) is the source of this 4673-nucleotide messenger RNA. The record is from RefSeq and is a predicted model, not a curated record. NCBI's taxonomy places the organism in Eukaryota, Metazoa, Chordata, Mammalia, Primates, Hominidae.
AGUAGCUCUCGCCUGCGGGUGGUUUGACAAGGCUGGCGGCGCCACACCAGCGACCAGGUGAGGCCGACCAGGCACAAAGGGGUGGGGGGCCUGGAGGGCCGAGUUGAUGUUGGGGUGCUUCAUUCUAGGUCCCAGAGCUUCUCUGAGGGAACUGGCCCUGGGUUUUGCGCGGGAUGUCGUGGGACCCCUCUCCAGCAGAUCCUCCCCAAAGCUUGGGAGAGGUUCAUGCAGCCUCUUUAGACCCGGAGCCGCAGCCUGGAGCCCGCGGGUGUCUGGGGGUCUUCCUGGGCCUCAGCUGUCUAAGGUCCUGAAGCCCUAUCCUCGAGGCCCAGCCCGCCCCACGCAGCCCCCGCCCCACCCCGGGCCACCUCCAUGCCCGCAUAUGCAUGAGAGAGGUGAUGCCAUGAGCUGUCCUGACCUCUCUUUUGUCUCACACCUCUCUAAGCCCCAGGGCCCGCAGUAAUCCCAACUCCACUCUCAACCUCUACUGAGGACUGGGGACGGGAGUAGAUGACUCAGCCCCGAGCAGGAAUGAGGGGUGAAAGGUUCCCACCUGCCUUGUAUAAAGUCAGCGAGAGUCCAAGAUGGUGCCUGGACGGGGCAGUUCUCUGGCCUAGGGCCUGGAGCUCACACUUCUGAGAGGCAUCGCAAGCGAGGGCCUUCACGUUACUGAGACCCCAGCCCCGCACAGAGGCUCAUGGAGCUCGAAGCACGCAGGGCUGGCCUCUCCAGAGCUAGCAGAUUCCUUCUGGACCUGUAGGGUGCCGCCCUAGCCCAGCCGCCAUGGCGCAGGGUUUCGCAGUGGGCUUCGACCCACUGGGCCUAGGAGACCUGAGCUCCGGCUCUCUGAGCUCCCUCUCCUCCCGAGGCCACCUAGGCAGCGACUCAGGCUCCACCGCAACGCGAUACCUGCUAAGGAAGCAACAACGGCUGCUGAACGGGCCCCCCCGCGGAAUCCGAGCCUCAUCGCCCAUGGGACGCGUCAUCCUCAUCAACUCCCCCAUCGAAGCCAACAGUGAUGAAAGUGACAUCAUCCAUUCAGUCCGGGUGGAGAAGAGUCCAGCAGGGAGGCUGGGCUUCAGCGUGCGCGGGGGCUCAGAGCAUGGCCUGGGCAUCUUCGUCAGCAAAGUGGAGGAAGGCAGCAGUGCAGAGCGGGCUGGCCUGUGCGUGGGGGACAAGAUCACGGAGGUGAAUGGGCUGAGCCUGGAGAGCACCACCAUGGGUAGCGCCGUAAAGGUGCUGACCAGCAGCAGCCGCCUGCACAUGAUGGUUCGGCGCAUGGGCCGUGUGCCGGGCAUCAAGUUCUCCAAGGAGAAGACCACGUGGGUGGAUGUGGUGAAUCGGCGCCUGGUAGUGGAGAAGUGCGGUUCAACACCCUCCGACACCAGCUCAGAAGAUGGUGUCCGGCGCAUCGUCCACCUAUACACAACCUCCGACGACUUCUGCCUGGGCUUCAACAUCCGUGGGGGCAAGGAGUUUGGCCUGGGCAUCUAUGUGUCCAAAGUGGACCAUGGUGGGCUGGCCGAGGAGAAUGGCAUCAAGGUGGGGGACCAGGUCCUGGCAGCCAACGGUGUCAGGUUUGACGACAUCAGCCACAGCCAGGCCGUGGAGGUGCUGAAGGGCCAAACGCACAUCAUGCUGACCAUCAAGGAGACCGGCCGGUAUCCUGCCUACAAGGAGAUGGUUUCUGAGUACUGCUGGCUGGACCGACUGAGCAACGGGGUGCUGCAGCAGCUGUCCCCGGCCUCUGAGAGCAGCUCCAGCGUCUCUUCGUGCGCCUCCAGCGCCCCCUACAGCUCGGGCUCCCUGCCGUCGGACCGCAUGGACAUCUGCCUCGGGCAGGAGGAGCCCGGCAGCCGCGGCCCAGGCUGGGGGCGGGCGGACACAGCCAUGCAGACGGAGCCCGAUGCGGGAGGCCGGGUGGAGACCUGGUGCAGCGUGCGGCCCACAGUCAUCCUCAGGGACACCGCCAUCCGCUCGGACGGCCCCCAUCCCGGCCGCCGCCUUGACUCUGCGCUCUCUGAGUCUCCCAAGACGGCUUUGCUGCUGGCCCUCAGCCGACCCCGGCCCCCCAUCACGCGCUCCCAGAGCUAUCUGACCUUGUGGGAGGAGAAGCAGCAGCGGAAGAAGGAGAAGUCGGGGUCCCCUGGGGAGAAGGGUGCCCUGCAGCGCUCCAAGACGCUGAUGAACCUCUUCUUCAAGGGAGGGCGGCAGGGGAGGCUAGCGCGGGACGGGCGCAGAGAGGCCUGGACACUGGACAGCGGGAGCCUGGCCAAAACUUACCCUCGCCUGGACAUAGAGAAAGCAGGGGGCGUGGGCCCGGUACAGAAGUUUGUCACCUGGAGACUGAGACGUGACCAGGAGAGGGGCCGGGCCCUGCUGUCUGCCAGGUCUGGGAGUCCCUCCAGCCAGCUGCCUAAUGUGGAUGAGCAGGUUCAGGCCUGGGAGAGCCGGCGGCCCCUCAUUCAGGACCUGGCCCAGAGGCUGCUGACUGAUGACGAGGUGCUGGCUGUCACCCGCCACUGCUCCCGGUAUGUGCACGAGGGAGGCAUAGAGGACCUGGUGAGGCCCCUGCUGGCCAUCCUCGACAGGCCGGAGAAGCUGCUACUGCUGCAGGACAUCAGGAGUGUGGUGGCCCCCACAGACCUGGGCCGCUUCGACAGCAUGGUGAUGCUUGUGGAGCUGGAGGCUUUUGAGGCCCUCAAGAGCAGGGCAGUCCGGCCUCCUGCUUUGAGACCAGCCCGGCAGGACACGCCACCCAAGCGUCACCUUAUCACCCCCGUGCCUGACAGCCGCGGAGGCUUCUACCUGCUGCCGGUGAACGGCUUCCCGGAAGAGGAAGAUAAUGGGGAGCUGAGGGAGCGGCUGGGGGCCCUCAAGGUCUCCCCAAGUGCCUCUGCCCCUCGCCACCCCCAUAAAGGGAUCCCCCCUCUACAAGACGUGCCAGUAGAUGCCUUCACCCCCCUCCGAAUUGCCUGCACACCCCCUCCCCAGCUACCCCCCGUGGCUCCCCGGCCCCUGCGGCCUAACUGGCUGCUGACAGAACCCCUGAGCCGAGAGCACCCUCCGCAGAGCCAGAUCCGGGGCCGGGCUCAGAGCCGUAGCCGCAGCCGUAGCCGCAGCCGCAGCCGCAGCAGCCGGGGUCAAGGCAAGUCUCCAGGUAGACGCUCCCCAUCCCCGGUGCCUACCCCUGCCCCCAGCAUGACCAAUGGGCGCUACCACAAGCCUCGGAAGGCCAGACCCCCUCUGCCACGACCUCUGGAUGGGGAGGCAGCCAAGGUGGGGGCCAAGCAAGGGCCCUCGGAGAGUGGAACUGAGGGGACGGCCAAGGAGGCAGCCAUGAAGAACCCCAGUGGCGAGCUGAAGACAGUGACACUGUCCAAGAUGAAGCAGUCCUUAGGUAUCAGCAUUUCUGGGGGCAUUGAGUCCAAGGUGCAGCCCAUGGUGAAGAUAGAGAAGAUCUUCCCUGGGGGGGCCGCUUUCCUCAGUGGGGCCCUGCAGGCUGGCUUCGAGCUUGUGGCAGUGGACGGAGAGAAUCUAGAGCAGGUGACCCACCAGCGUGCAGUAGACACCAUCCGUCGGGCUUAUCGAAACAAGGCCCGGGAGCCCAUGGAGCUUGUGGUCAGGGUCCCCGGGCCCAGCCCACGGCCCUCACCCUCUGACUCAUCAGCCCUUACUGAUGGGGGCCUUCCUGCUGACCACUUGCCUGCCCACCAACCCCUUGAUGCUGCUCCAGUUCCUGCCCACUGGCUCCCAGAACCUCCCACCAAUCCCCAGACUCCUCCCACUGAUGCCAGGCUCCUCCAGCCAACUCCCAGCCCAGCCCCCUCCCCAGCCCUCCAGACUCCUGAUUCUAAGCCCGCACCCUCCCCACGCAUCCCAUGACCCUCCCCCUAACCUCAGAUUCACCCACUGACUCCAGCAUCCCGUUAUCCCCAGGACCUCUCCUACCAACUUCUUCAGGACUCUCCAGCUCCUGCCCACCCUGCCUCCUCCCAGUGCCACACUGGUGGCUCACAUCUUUCCACUUUCUUCCCUCCUCAGCUGUCAUUAAGGCUCUGCCUUAGUGUCCAAGGACAAGGUGCUAGUGGGCAGCCUGUGUCACCUGCACUCACUGCUCCCCAACCUCCCAAGCCAGGAUAGGGGGUGAGAAAGCCAAGGUCUGGAGCUUGGGAUUGGUGGGCACUUUCUCACAUGCUGUCCCUUAUGAGUCGCCCAAGCCUCCAGGGACACAGACUCUCAGACAGGGCCCUGAAGGGGUCAAUGCAUCCAUUCCUCAACCCCAAGCAGCAUUCUGUGCAAGGAAACGGAUGAAAGGCUUUUCUAGUCCCUGAAAUCCUGAGAGAUCAUUUCACGUUGGGGUCCACUAAGACCUCAGACAUUCUACUGGAUUUGUCCUUCCUCCAUCACCUUUUCUCCCCAAGAGAGCUCUAUGAGGGGGAGGAGAAUAGCCAGCAAAUGGUGGGGGGGGGGGGGUCAAACAAGUUCCUGUACUCUUUAUCCAGCACAUUCACAUUAUUUUUAAACAAAAAAAUUUUUUUUAAUUUUUUCUUUGGGUUUGUACAAGAAAUUUACAGUGUGAAAAAUAUACAAGUGAAAACGAGGCCAUAAACCUGGGUGAAGGGAGAGGCUGCUUGGUCACAAACACAAAUAAACAAGACAUUUCUGAGUUC